Lasiodiplodia theobromae is the source of this 1425-nucleotide messenger RNA. Its product is annotated as Glycoside hydrolase family 76. Bases 1 to 1425 code for a protein of 474 amino acids. The record is from RefSeq and is a predicted model, not a curated record. Lineage: Eukaryota; Fungi; Ascomycota; Dothideomycetes; Botryosphaeriales; Botryosphaeriaceae. The transcript is spliced from 3 exons. Gene Ontology annotation, molecular function: mannan endo-1,6-alpha-mannosidase activity. Gene Ontology annotation, biological process: carbohydrate catabolic process; fungal-type cell wall biogenesis.
AUGUUUCCUCUACCUGUUGCUCUGGGAGCAGCAAUACUGCUCUCAACCACCAAUGCCCUGGAGCUCGACAUUACACAGCCGGAUUCGAUACGAGAUGCCGCCUCCAACAUUGCCUACGGCAUGAUGAGCUGGUACACGGGGAACAACACGGGCGAUGUUCCUGGGAACCUGCCAGAUCCGUACUAUUGGUGGCAUGCAGGAGCCAUGUUCAUGAGCAUGGUCGACUACUGGUACUAUACAGGCGACAACAGCUACGUCGACGUCACCAAGCAAGCCAUGAUCCACCAGGCCGGCGAUACGUGGGACUUCAUGCCCGAGAACCAAACAAAAACCGAAGGCAACGAUGACCAAUUGUUCUGGGCUCUUUCAGCCAUGUCCGCCGCCGAAGUCCGCUUCCCGAACCCGGACAGCAACCAGGCAUCCUGGGUGGCCCAGGUGCAAAACGUCUUCGACCUCCAAACCAGCCGCUGGGAUGAUACGUGUGGCGGUGGACUACGGUGGCAGAUCUUCACCUGGAACAAAGGCUACAACUACAAGAACACCAUCUCCAACGGCGGCCUCUUCCAGAUCUCGGCCCGGCUCGCGCGCUACACGGGAGACGCGCAGUACGUCGAGUGGGCGGCCAAGGUAUGGGACUGGUCGACGGGGGUGCUGUUCCAAAACGAAACCGACACGACCAUCGUGCUCAACGACGGCGCGACGACCGAGAGCGGGUGCACGCGCUCCGACCCGACGCAGUGGACGUACAUCUACGGCGUCUUCAUCGCCGGCACGGCCUACAUGUACAACCACACGCGCGACCAAAUCUGGCUGACGCGCACGACCAAGCUGCUCAACACCGUCGAGGCCACCUUCUUCAUCAACGCCGCCAACGGCGUCACCGGCAAGGUCAUGUCCGAAACCGCGUGCGAGCCCAGCGGCAACUGCGACAUCGACCAGCAGUCGUUCAAGGCCUACCUGACGCGCUGGAUGGUGCUGACCGCCCAGAUGGUGCCCAGCCUCGAGGCCCGCAUCUGGGGCCUGCUGCGGCCGUCGGCCCAGGGCGCCGCCCUGCAGUGCUCCGGCGGCGGCGAGGGGCCCCGGAACGCGCCUGAUGCCUGCGGCAGGCGCUGGGACCAGGCGACGUACGACGGCACCUCGGGCUUGUGCGAGCAGAUGGCCGCGCUGCAGGCCGUGUCGGCCAUGAUGCUCGGCGGCGCCGACGGCGGCUUGGACGGCGUCAACCUGUUGCCGCCCGCAUCCGUGGCGGCCGGCGGCGGCGGCACGAGCAAGCCGAAAGAGGACGGUGGCGGCGGGAAGACGAGCGGGAAGACGCUGCCGCUUGUUUAUACCGAGGACAUUACCGCGGGGGAUAAGGCGGGCGCGGCCAUCUUGACGAUUCUUUUGGUUUCUGGAACCCUGUCGGUGGGUUGGUGGAUGCUGUAA